Messenger RNA from Eruca vesicaria subsp. sativa (arugula), 2426 nucleotides. Lineage: Eukaryota; Viridiplantae; Streptophyta; Magnoliopsida; Brassicales; Brassicaceae. The record is from the annotation of a GenBank genome assembly.
UGUGUAUAUAAAAAAGUUAAAAAAGAAAAAAAUAAAAGGAAAAGGCAAAAGGACUAAAGGGGGGGAGGAAAGUGGAGAGGAGAUUUCGUGGCAUGAAUCUCACUCGCUCUUUGGGUUUGACCAACUCAACUCUCUCCUCCUUCCUCUCUUCUUCAUUUUGUCAGAUUUGUUUAUUAAACUGAAUCUUCUUCCCAACUCCCAAAUCCAUCAUCGACUAUUGUUUGUUUCCCUUUGAAUCAGAUUUCUAGUUCUGCUUAGUCAUCAAUCAUAUCAAUGGGUGUGUGUUUCUCGGCCAUUAGAGUCACAGGUACGAGCAGCAGAAGCAGCAGAAGAAGUAGUGGUCAGACGAAGACCAAAAACAAGGGAGGAUGUAAUAAUAAGAAGAACCCAAAGUCUACGGAGAACAAGGAGGAUAAGAAGCCCUCCUCUACCACCACCAAUACGAAGCGGAAACCAGGCGCAAUCUCAUGCGGGAAGCGUACCGAAUUUGGAUACGACAAAGACUUCCACGAGCAGUAUAGCAUAGGGAAGUUGCUGGGUCAUGGUCAAUUCGGCUAUACUUACGUUGCCAUCCACAAGUCCACUGGCGAUCGUGUCGCCGUCAAGAGGCUCGAUAAGAGUAAGAUGGUUCUUCCAGUUGCGGUUGAGGACGUGAAGCGAGAGGUUCAGAUUCUUAAAGCUCUUUCAGGGCACGAGAACGUUGUCCAGUUUUACAAUGCCUUUGAUGAUGAUGACUAUGUCUACAUUGUUAUGGAGCUGUGCGAGGGAGGCGAAUUGCUGGACCGGAUUUUAUCCAAGAAAGAUAGUCGUUACUCCGAGAAGGAUGCAGCCGUUGUCGUCAGGCAGAUGCUCAAAGUCGCUGGUGAAUGUCAUCUCCACGGUCUUGUUCAUAGAGAUAUGAAACCUGAGAAUUUUUUGUUCAAAUCAGCUAAACUGGAUUCGCCUCUUAAGGCUACAGAUUUUGGUCUAUCCGAUUUUAUCAAACCAGGGAAAAAGUUCCAUGACAUUGUUGGUAGCGCCUAUUAUGUUGCUCCUGAAGUACUUAAGCGCAGAUCAGGCCCUGAAUCUGAUGUCUGGAGCAUUGGUGUUAUUACCUAUAUUUUACUCUGUGGAAGGCGCCCUUUCUGGGAUAGGACUGAGGACGGUAUUUUUAAGGAGGUCUUAAGGAAUAAACCUGACUUCCGUCGCAAACCAUGGUCAACUAUAAGUGACAGCGCCAAAGAUUUUGUUAAAAAGUUACUUGUUAAAGACCCACGAGCACGCCUAACUGCUGCACAAGCCUUGUCACAUGCGUGGGUUAGAGAAGGAGGCAAUGCCACUGACAUCCCUGUCGACAUUUCAGUUCUGAACAACUUACGUCAGUUUGUGAGAUACAGCCGUCUUAAGCAGUUUGCUUUGCGGGCUCUUGCUAGCACGCUCGACGAGGCAGAGAUCUCUGACCUCAGAGAUCAGUUUGAUGCUAUUGAUGUGGAUAAAAACGGUGUCAUUAGUCUUGAGGAGAUGAGACAGGCACUUGCCAAAGAUCUUCCCUGGAAACUGAAGGAUUCACGAGUUGCCGAGAUACUUGAAGCGAUUGAUAGCAACACUGAUGGGUUAGUGGACUUCACAGAGUUUGUAGCAGCAGCUCUACAUGUUCAUCAACUGGAAGAACAUGACUCAGAGAAAUGGCAGGUAAGAUCAAGAGCAGCUUUUGAGAAAUUCGACAUAGACAAAGACGGGUACAUAACCCCUGAGGAGCUUCGAAUGCACACGGGAAUAAAAGGGUCAAUAGACCCACUACUGGAUGAAGCAGACAUAGACAGAGACGGGAAAAUAAGCCUGCAUGAGUUCAGGAGACUUCUAAGAACAGCGAGCAUAAGUUCGCCGAGAGUUCCUCCAAGCACUGCAGGGCACAGGAAUCCUCGGUAGUCUUAAAUGGUAUAUAUACUAGAAGAGGACAAUAAAUGGAGACAGGGCAAUGUGAUAUAUACAUAUGUAUUGUUGAUUGUAAGAUAAGUGGGGUUUUGGGGUUGUAAUUAGUUUGGUUGUGUGAAGUAGCCAAACCAAAGAAACAGUGUUGAGUGGUUUUGGAUGAUAAGUAAGAACUGUUUUUGGUCACGAGGUGGAAGAGGUCAUGGGAUCGGUAAAUGCCAUUAUUCCCUGACUCGACCACAGGUGGGUGCAGAAGAAAGAUAGAUCCCAGCUGUAAUUUGAAUCUCCCAUAUGUUUUGUUCCCAUUUUUGUUUUCCAGUUCAACUGCUAUUAUUAUAUUUGUGAGAGGACCAACACAAGACGGCCUAUUUCUAUUUGUGAUAUGGGUGGCUCUACUCUGUCUCUUUCCAAGGCAUCAUGUAUUUUGAUUCGACUUUUUAAUCAUUAGUGUCUUGGGUCCAGGAGGCCUAUUGUUAAUUAAUUAAGCCCACUACUUGUUAAUUAAUUAAGCCCAC